Molecule: messenger RNA, 3483 nt
Organism: Oryctolagus cuniculus (rabbit)
Lineage: Eukaryota; Metazoa; Chordata; Mammalia; Lagomorpha; Leporidae
Gene: DEF8
Product: differentially expressed in FDCP 8 homolog
Source: RefSeq, a predicted model, not a curated record
GGCGCGCGGGCCUGGGGCGGGCCCGGGGUGCCGGGGCGCGGGAGCACCCUCGGCCGCGCGGGCGCAGAACCGGCUCCAGCGCUGUGCAAGGCCCGGUGAGCCAGAGACCUGCGCGGCCCUCGGAGACGCUGGGCCACCCGGAGCCUCGGUCUCAGCGUCCCGCAAUGGGGCGAUGCUAUGGAAUAUGAUGAGAAGCUGGCCCGGUUCCGGCAGGCCCACCUCAACCCUUUCAACAAGCAGCUCGGGCCGCGGCAGCAUGAGCAGGGGCCUCGUGAGGAGGUCUUGGAAGUUGCUUCUGAAGAGACCCUGCCCGAGCUGCCCCUGGGGGAGCCGGAGUUCCGCUGCACUGAGCGCGUGAUGGACCUGGGGCUGUCUGAAGACCACUUUUCCCGGCCUGUGGGUCUGUUCCUGGCUUCUGACAUCCAGCAGCUGCGGCAGGCCAUUGAGGAGUGCAAGCAGCUGAUUCUGGAGCUGCCCGAGCAGUCGGAGCAGCAGAAGGAUGCCGUGGUGCGGCUCAUCCACCUCCGGCUGAAGCUGCAGGAGCUGAAGGACCCCAGUGAGGACGAGCCCAAUAUCCGAGUCCUCCUCCAGCACCGUUUCUACAAGGAGAAGAGCAAGAGUGUCAAGCAGACCUGCGACAAGUGCAACACCAUCAUCUGGGGGCUCAUCCAGACCUGGUACACCUGCACAGGGUGUUGCUACCGGUGUCACAGCAAGUGCUUGAACCUCAUCUCCAAGCCCUGUGUGAGCUCCAAAGUCAGCCAUCAAGCUGAGUACGAGCUGAACAUCUGCCCUGAGACAGGGCUGGACAGCCAGGAUUACCGCUGUGCCGAGUGCCGGGCACCCAUCUCUCUGCGGGGUGUGCCCAGUGAGGCGCGGCAGUGCGACUACACCGGCCAGUACUACUGCAGCCACUGCCACUGGAAUGACCUGGCCGUCAUCCCUGCACGGGUCGUGCACAACUGGGACUUCGAGCCCCGCAAGGUGUCUCGCUGCAGCAUGCGCUACCUGGCACUCAUGGUGUCCCGGCCAGUGCUCAGGCUCCGGGAGAUCAACCCUCUGCUGUUCAGUUACGUGGAGGAGCUCGUGGAGAUCCGGAAGCUGCGCCAGGACAUUUUGCUCAUGAAGCCUUACUUCAUCACCUGCAAGGAGGCCAUGGAGGCACGUCUGCUGCUGCAGCUCCAGGACCGGCAGCAUUUUGUGGAGAACGACGAGAUGUACUCUGUCCAGGACCUCCUGGACGUCCACAUGGGCCGCCUUGGCUGCUCACUCACCGAGAUCCACACGCUCUUUGCCAAGCACAUCAAGCUGGACUGCGAGCGGUGCCAGGCCAAGGGCUUCGUGUGUGAGCUCUGCCGAGAGGGGGACGUGCUGUUCCCGUUUGACAGCCACACGUCUGUGUGCACCGACUGCUCCGCCGUUUUCCACAGGGACUGCUACUAUGACAACUCGACCACGUGUCCCAAGUGUGCCCGGCUCACCCUACGGAAGCAGUCGCUCUUCCAGGAGCCUGGUCCAGAGGAGGAUGCUUAGAGCACUGGGGGACAGCACCCACCUUGCUGGGUAUUGCCAAAGUCAAGGUGUCCAUUCUGCUCUGGAGACCCCUUGGGGUGCAGCCCUUGGACCUCUUCACCCCUGCUGGACCAGAGGUGGGUGAGCAGUUCUCACAAGGACCAUCAUCGCCCACGUGUUUGCUGGGACUCUGGUAGCUGCAUUUCUGUUACUGGGUGUGCAGCGAUGAGGGGUUGCUAUGUGGUCUCUGCCCCUCUCCCACUGCUGGACUCCGAGGGGAGAAGGGAAGGACUUCUCGCCUCCUCCGUGGCAUACAGCCCCUCCAUUCACCUGGGGCCAAGGCUUCUGGGCCCUAGAGAUACCCUUGCAUUAGUCCUGGCCUCCUUGGCGACUGUUUAGGCUGAGACCCACAGGGAGGUUCAGAGGAGUGGCCUUUAACAGCUGAGCGUGCUGGCUGUGCACAGCAGCCCCAGGCUUCUGUUUUACCUUCAGUCGCUGGGUUGGGUUCUAUUCAGAGGCUCCAAGCCACCCCCGCCCCCUGGCCCGCACCCCUGGCCAAUCUGAGGGUUUCUGGAUGUUGCUGACGGCUGUUCAUGAUCGUUCCUGACAGACCUGGCCCCGCCCCGCCCCGCCCCAGCCAAGCCUCCAGUGUGCACUGUCAGUGCUGUCUGCACUACAGGGGGGGGAGGGGCUGUGGAACUUGCCCUGCUGCGUGCAAUGCUGCUGUUCCGCCAUGGCCCAGCCCACCUUGUCCUGGUGCUCCAAGCUGGCAGCUGGGGGUUUCAGCCCAAGGAGGGUGUCCCAUGCUCCAGUGUGUGGCAGAGACUCUGCCCGGGGAGGUUGGAGGUUAGGCAGAAGGGUAGGCCUGAGUGGCAGUUGGUGAAACCAGCUCUGCCUCAGAGGCGCUCCAUCCUUCUGCCAUUGUGCGCUGAGAUGACCAGCCAGGAGCUUCCUGUUUGGACGCCAGAGGUCAGAAGCUGGGAGCAUGUGCUCAAGGGAACCCCUGACAGGUGGUUGCUCGCCCCAUGUGGAGGGUGCCCUGGACACGGGGUGGGAUGGGGCACACUGGGGCUCAGUGUUUGCACUUUACGAGUCCUGAGGUUGUGGGGGCUAUGGGGAGGGAUGCUUCAGGACGCAGCUUCCCAAUCUCUCACCCCUAGGAAGCGGGGGCUGCUUGUGUCUGCCUUUUUCCUCAUUGCCCUGGACUGUGCUUGGCUGUUGAUGCACAUGGCCAACACCUGGGCAGUGGCAGAGGCCAUCAUAACCUUUGACCAGGAGGCCCAAGAGGAGACCUCAGCCAGAACAGUCAGCUUAGCUGGCUGGCCCAUGUAAGGAAUCUGUCACCUUUCUCUUGCCCCUUGCCGUCAGGGCUGUUUAGCAAAGCUCUUGCUGUGUUUUCUGUUUCCAUGCCUGGAGAAUGGAGAUCGCAGUGUGCACCUAUCUCAGGGUAGAACAGUGAGAGGAUCGAGAGUGUGACGUGAGGCUGAAUCACAGUGGGCUUCUCUUUCCUCUGGGACUGGAGAGGGGAUUAAAGACCAAAUGCCCUUUUCCUACACCCCUAGUCUGUGCAUCUCUCACGACUGCAUCACAUGUCUGUCAUGUGGGUAUCUCCUGUGUAGUCAACAUCACAUUACUCAUUAUAAAUCACUGUGCCCAUAGAAAACGUUAUUAUGCUGGCAUUUAUUGGAUAAAGGGUUGGGGCCCAUUUUUUUAAUACCCUCCCCCACCCCAUGCCUCCUCCACCAGCACCUCCUCUCCACCUGCCCUUUCUGGAUGCUAAAGCCUGUAAACUGAAUCAUGGGUAGGUUCUGUGAGCCUGCAGUAUAGAAGAACCUAGCAGUGAACUGAAUUACAUGGCCAGCGUCUUACAGAAGAAAGGACAGCUAAGCGUGGCCCCACGGCGUGGACCAGGCUGGCCUGAGAGUUGCAGCAAUGCCACUGUCACUGUUUCAUUAAAUAUGUGUUCUCAGA